Molecule: messenger RNA, 6270 nt
Organism: Grammomys surdaster
Lineage: Eukaryota; Metazoa; Chordata; Mammalia; Rodentia; Muridae
Gene: Plch1
Product: phospholipase C eta 1
Exons: 22
Coding region: 1-5043 (1680 amino acids)
Biological process (GO): phosphatidylinositol-mediated signaling; lipid metabolic process
Molecular function (GO): calcium ion binding; phosphatidylinositol-4,5-bisphosphate phospholipase C activity
Source: RefSeq, a predicted model, not a curated record
AUGAGCUACUGGAACGUCGAGAAGAGGAACUGCGUGCAGUACCGCAGGCAUUUUCUGGUGGACAACCGUGUGUUUCAUGUUGAGAGAUGCAUGAGUGUAAUGCAGUCCGGGACACAGAUGAUCAAACUGAAGCGUGGCACCAAAGGGCUUGUUCGCCUCUUUUACCUGGAUGAGCACCGGACCCGCCUCCGAUGGCGACCCUCUCGGAAGAGUGAGAAGGCAAAAAUACUUAUUGACUCCAUCUACAAAGUCACCGAGGGCAGGCAGUCUGAAAUAUUCCAUAGACAGGCUGAGGGGAACUUUGACCCCAGCUGCUGUUUCACCAUCUACCAUGGCAACCACAUGGAGUCCCUGGACCUCAUUACCUCCAACCCAGAGGAGGCACGCACCUGGAUCACGGGCCUCAAGUAUCUGAUGGCUGGCAUCAGUGAUGAAGACUCCCUUGCCAAGAGGCAGAGGACUCAUGACCAAUGGGUGAAGCAGACCUUUGAGGAGGCUGAUAAGAACGGUGAUGGCUUAUUGAAUAUUGAAGAGAUUCACCAGCUGAUGCAUAAACUAAAUGUCAAUCUGCCCCGCAGAAAAGUCAGGCAAAUGUUUCAGGAAGCGGACACAGAUGAGAAUCAGGGAACCUUGACAUUUGAAGAGUUCUGUGUUUUUUACAAAAUGAUGUCAUUGAGACGAGACCUCUAUUUGCUGCUCUUGAGCUACAGUGACAAGAAAGACCACCUGACUGUGGAGGAGCUGGCUCAGUUUUUGAAGGUGGAACAAAAGAUGAGCAAUGUCACGCUGGACUACUGUCUCGACAUCAUAAAGAAGUUUGAAGUUUCUGAAGAAAACAAAGCGAAAAACGUCCUCAGUAUAGAAGGCUUCACGAACUUCAUGCGUAGCCCUGCUUGUGAUGUAUUUAACCCUUUGCACCAUGAAGUAUACCAAGACAUGGAUCAGCCCCUCUGCAACUACUACAUUGCCUCAUCUCACAAUACAUACCUGACUGGGGACCAGCUCCUUUCUCAAUCCAAAGUGGAUAUGUAUGCACGGGUGCUACAAGAGGGAUGUCGAUGCGUGGAAGUUGACUGUUGGGAUGGCCCAGAUGGAGAGCCAGUGGUCCACCAUGGUUAUACUCUCACUUCAAAAAUUCUCUUCAGAGAUGUUGUGGAGACCAUCAACAAGCACGCAUUCGUGAAGAAUGAGUUCCCAGUUAUACUGUCCAUUGAGAACCACUGCAGUAUUCAGCAGCAGAGGAAGAUUGCUCAGUACCUCAAAGAAAUAUUCCAGGACAAACUGGACCUGUCAUCUGUAGACACAGGAGAGUGCAGGCAGCUUCCAAGCCCUCAGAGUCUAAAAGGCAAAAUCCUAGUGAAGGGCAAGAAGUUGCCAUAUCACCUCGGGGAUGAUGCAGAGGAAGGGGAAGUGUCCGAUGAGGACAGUGCAGAUGAGAUUGAAGACGAGUGCAAGCUCAAACUGCAUUACAGUAACGGGACCACUGAACACCAGGUAGAAUCUUUCAUACGGAAAAAGCUGGAGUCACUGUUGAAGGAGUCUCAGAUUCGAGACAAAGAAGAUCCAGACAGUUUCACAGUGAGGGCGUUACUCAAGGCUACACAUGAAGGCUUAAAUGCACACCUGAAGCAGAACCUGGAUGUGAAGGAAAGUGGAAAGAAGUCCCAUGGGCGAUCCCUGAUGGCCAACUUUGGGAAACACAAGAAAACUACAAAAUCACGGUCUAAGUCCUACAGUACUGACGAUGAGGAAGAUAUCCUUCAGAAUCCUGGCAGGGAGGGAGGCCAGCUGUACAGGCUGGGCCGUCGAAGGAGGACCAUGAAACUCUGCAGAGAGCUCUCGGACUUGGUGGUGUACACAAAUUCCGUGGCAGCCCAGGAUAUUGUGGAUGAUGGGACCACAGGGAAUGUAUUGUCCUUCAGUGAAACAAGAGCACAUCAAGUGGUUCAGCAAAAGUCAGAGCAGUUCAUGAUCUACAACCAAAAACAGCUCACAAGGAUUUACCCUUCUGCCUACCGCAUUGAUUCCAGUAACUUCAACCCUCUGCCCUACUGGAAUGCAGGCUGCCAGCUAGUGGCUCUGAACUACCAAUCUGAAGGGCGAAUGAUGCAGAUAAAUCGAGCAAAAUUCAAGGCAAAUGGAAACUGUGGCUACAUUCUCAAGCCCCAGCAAAUGUGCAAAGGUACAUUCAAUCCUUUCUCUGGUGACCCACUUCCUGCCAACCCCAAAAAACAGCUCAUACUGAAAGUGAUCAGUGGACAGCAACUCCCCAAACCCCCUGACUCUAUGUUUGGAGACCGAGGCGAGAUCAUUGACCCUUUUGUUGAAGUUGAAAUUAUUGGGCUGCCAGUAGACUGUUGCAAGGACCAAACUCGAGUGGUGGAUGACAAUGGAUUUAACCCUGUGUGGGAAGAAACCCUAACUUUUACAGUUCACAUGCCAGAAAUAGCUUUGGUUCGGUUUCUUGUGUGGGAUCAUGAUCCUAUCGGAAGAGACUUUGUCGGACAAAGGACUGUGACUUUCAGCAGCCUAGUACCUGGCUACCGGCAUGUCUACCUGGAAGGACUCACGGAAGCAUCUAUUUUCGUUCACAUAACAAUCAAUGAAAUCUUUGGAAAGAACAGACAGCUCCAAGGCCUGAAAGGGCUGUUCAAUAAGAAUCCCAGGCACAGUUCUUCAGAAAACAACUCGCAUUAUAUUCGGAAGCGAUCAAUUGGAGAUAGAAUUCUGCGACGUACAGCCAGUGCGCCAGCCAAAGGCAGGAAAAAGAGCAAAGUGGGCUUCCAAGAAAUGGUUGAGAUAAAAGAUUCUGUCUCUGAGGCUGCAAGAGAUCAAGAUGGUGUCCUGAGGAGGACCACACGGAGCCUGCAAGUGCGUCCUGUGUCUAUGCCUGUUGACAAGAGUCUUCUGGGGGCUUUGUCACUGCCAAUAUCUGAAGCAGCAGCAAAAGACAUGGAUGGAAAAGAAAACCAUCUGGCAGAGGACAAGGAUGACAGAAGAAAGGGGGCACCAUCUAUAAAAGACCCACAUUUUCCAAAUUUCAACAAAAAGUUAUCCUCCUCCUCCAGUGCACUCCUCCACAAAGAUGCCAACCAAGGGCCAACUGCCAGUAUAUCAAACCCAGAACAGUGUGGAGGACCCGGUGCGAAGAGUGGGAGGAUCAAACCAAAUAUGACAAAUGAUUGCCAGGAAAAUCACAGUCCCCAAAAACUCCUCUCUCCAAGGAAACAUUUGGCGCUUGAUCCUCCAACAAAGGGACUGCAAGAUCUGCAUGGAAUGAGAACCAAUGAAAAUGAGCAUGCCGAGAGCUCAGCGGGAGGGAAAAGCGCGAUGUCCAGAAGCGUUCUUUCUCAAAGUUCUCUGGAGGUGGAGAAUCUGGAAGGUAGCCGAGCCAAGGGCAGAGCUGCAACGUCCUUUUCUCUCUCCGACGUCUCCGCGCUCUGUUCUGACAUCCCUGAUUUACAUUCAACUGCGCUUCUACAGGACACUGACAUUUCCAAUCUCAUUGAUGACGUGACUUUAACAAAUGAGAAUCAGUCGGGCAGUUCCAUCUCAGCACUGAUUGGCCAGUUUGAAGAGAGCAACCACCCGGCUAACGUUACUGUGGUUUCUCAUCUCCUUAGCACCAGUGGGACCUCAGGAGGUGCCCCUCUGCCGAUCACACUGGGCCUCCAAACACCCUUUAAGCAUGGUUUUUCCCAGGGGAAACACAAGACCUCCUUCUUGUGCUCAUCUCCUGAGCUGAACAAGCUCUCUAGUGCUGAAACCACUAAACUGACAAAUAACAUAGUUGCUUGUGGAGCAAUUGGCUCUCACAUCUCUACACCAAAGCCAGGUGAUGACCCUUCUGAUAAAACAAAGACAAGGGUCAUGGAAGGCAACCUGCAUGGGUCCCCUGAUGCUUCUCCUGGUCAGUUUCCCAAAAGCCCCACCCAUGAAGAGAACCAAAGGCAAAUGAUGAACAGCUCUGCUCUCUCCAUGGAGUUGGCCAUGGAAGAUAUAAUUGCAGACCCCAUUCUCUGUAUAAAUUCUGCAGAGAGCAGUCUUGUGGAAAUUGAUGGAGAAUCUGAAAACCUGUCUCUAGCAACCUGUGACUAUGGGGGAGACGCUCCGAAUCAACUUGUUUCUCCACUAAAACUACAGCAGAGCCAGGAGAUGGUGGAACACAUCCAGAGAGGCCUGAGGAACGGCUACUGUAAAGAGACUCUCCUCCCUUCUGAAAUAUUCAACAGUAUUCCAGGUGUCAAAAAUCACGGUAUUUCUCAUCUAACCUAUCAGGGUGCUGGCUUUGUGUAUAACCAUUUCUCAAGUUCAGAUGCAAAAACGAACCAAAUCUAUGGGUCCCAGCAGCCUAGGGCUCCAGAUAUGCAUGCCCCUCCACCCACACAGUCAGCACAUGCUCCUUUGGCUGCUUUGAAACUCCCAAGUCCAUGCAAAUCCAAAAGUCUAGGGGACUUAACAUCAGAGGACAUUGCCUGCAAUUUUGAAAGCAAGUACCAAUGUAUUAGUAGGAGUUUUGUGACAAAUGACAUUAGAGACAAGAACGUGACUAUGAAGACAAAGUCACUAGAGCCUUUAGAUGCCCUAACCGAACAGCUCCGGAAGCUGGUAUCCUUUGACCAAGAAGACAGCUGUCAAGUGCUAUACUCAAAGCAGGAUGUCAAUCAGUGCCCCAGGGCAUUAGUCAGAAAGUUGUCAUCUAGAAGUCAGAGCAGAGUGCGCAACAUUGCUAGCCGUGCCAAGGAGAAGCAGGAAGCUGGCAAGCAAAAAGCUAUGACCCAGAGCACCAGAGGAGGAGUGGUCCUUAGAAGUAAACCGCCAGCCCCUGCUCUGGCUGUGAACCGUCACUCCACGGGCUCAUACAUUGCAAGCUACCUGAGGAACAUGAAAGCUGGUGGCCUAGAGGGUCGAGGCAUCCCAGAGGGAGCGUGCACGGCCCUUCGCUAUGGCUACAUGGACCAGUUUUGUUCGGAUAAUUCAGUUCUGCAGACUGAACCAAGCAGUGAAGAUAAACCCGAAAUUUAUUUUCUUUUGAGGCUUUGAAUUAUAUAAAGCUGCAUUUUCAUGGUUUACAUGAUAUUCUAUAGGAUGUUAGAUUUUUUUUCCAUUGUCAGUAAAUGUGAUACUGGGCUUUGAAAUGAUUUCCAAAUGUAUUUUUAAACUUGUAUUUUGGUCUCCCAUUGACUCAUGCAUUUGUAUAUAGAUUCUGUGACACUUCCCGGGAACCCAUGAUCUUUCCCCCAAGGUAUUGUAAACUGUGUCAGUAUGAAAUUCGUGCAUGCCCUCCAUAUGAAACUUCUCAGCAGCUUGGGUCACAGUGUGCAUAUGUUGCACAGAAAUGUUUUUCCCGUGUCCUCCGAUCACAGUCCCGGAGGCUGUCACCGUUACUCACUAAGUGUUGAGCUGACUUAAGAUUAAACUUUGAAAACCAUAAAGGGAUGGAUUCUUUAUUUGAAGCUACAUUUUCCUUCUGAAUUGAGACCCAGAUUCAGUUUUAUAAUCCAUUUAAAAGAGAUGUUUUAAGUGGUUACAUUGCCCUUUACGAUUUCCACACGCCACCCAAAGUGGGAAUUCCAUGAAGAUGGAUAGCAUCUCUCCAGCCCCCAAAGCCCCUUUAGACUAGGCUGUGAGGAAGAAAGCGAACUUAUAUAUAUAAGGACAAGUUAGUUUGUUUUGCAAUAAAUUUUGUUACAUAUUUUUGCUAAUGGCUUUGUAUGUAACGAGAAUCCAAUUGCCAAGCUAUCUGUCAUACAUUAAGAUUGAAAAUAAUGGCUUUCAGAAUGAGAGACUUUCAGCUGGGUAUGGUAGCUCACAACUUUAAUCCCAGCAGAGGCAGAUGAAUUUGAGGCCAGCCUGAUCUACACAGUAAGCUCCAGGCCAACAAGAACUACAUACUAAGACCCUGUUUUAAGACAACAACAACAACAAAAAGAUAGUAAGAGACUUACAUUAGACUCAAAACCCAAAGUAGUACAAACAGAAACUUCCCCAAAGCAUUCAAGAGAAAAAAAAAGAGUAUUUUCUCAUAAUCCAAGUGAAUAAAUAGAUAAUUAAAAGAAACCUUUUCCCUUUAGGGAACCAAGUAACUAUAUUUUAGUACUGACAUAUAUUAUUUUCACUGUGAAUCCAUUUUUUAUUGCAUGUUCAGACGUCAUUUGCUUUUUGUACCAUGAAUUACAAUGAUGUUCUUCCUGGACUUCAUAAAAAUAUAAUUAAAGUGGAUUUUUGAACACUUGGUGAUUUAGUUCAUAAAAUGGAAACAAAACCACA